UUAGACGAUGCAGCAGGCAGAAAGAGCAGAGGGAAGGAGAGGAAGCUGCCUGCAGUGAGAGGACAGAGGGAUUAUAAUCAUGUCUGCGUCCUGGAAGCAGCUCUUUUUUGAGAUCCUGCUGCUUCUCGUCUCCUGCAGACACAUCAAUACAAAGACAACGGUUCCAACACCUCCACCUCUGGACCCCGUCAGUCCCAUUCAGACAGAUGUGAAGAGCUCUGUUCUCAAAGGUACAAGUCAAACGGAGAAAGUUGAACUGUUGAACCCUGUGAACCUGGCUCUGGAGUGCACCUGGACAGGUAAUCAGAACAAACAGCCGAACAUAACCGGCUUCUGGAGAAAAGAUGGAGUUGAAGUUGAGAACAGCCGCGUCACAGUGCCGCUGGAGAACAAUCAGUAUAAUCUCAAACGAGUGUUCAGCAUUGUCCGUGAAGAAAACCUUGGGAGUUACUCAUGCGUUUUCGGAAGCGAAAGUGCAAAAAUAGAGUUUGUUUUGGCAGCUCCACAGAUCGGUGAGGUGCGAGAUAAACCCAUAGUGAGCUAUGUGGGGGACUACGUGGUGAUGUCGUGCAAAAUGGAAGACAGCAAACCAAAGCCGAGCACCUGGAACUGGUACAAAGCAAACGGUACAGACAAGGAGCAGAUCUUUCCUGUUGCAGAGCCGCUUCGGUACGAAAUCAAAAAUGAAGAGAAGAAGACCAAACUGGUGGUGCACAACCUGACGGAGGCUGACGGAGGCCUGUAUUACUGCGGCGCGGUGUACGCCAUCGCCACCACCAUGGGCCACGUGGAGCUGAAGGUGAUCAGCUUCCACGAGCCUCUGAAGCCGUUUAUCGCCAUUGUGAUCGAGGUGAUCGUCCUGGUCGCCGCUAUUCUGCUCUACGAGAGAAGUCAGUCCAAGAAAAAGGACACCGCAGGAGAUGAAGCAGCUGACCAAGCAAACACACUGACUCAGGGAGACAGUAAUGGACCAGAGGAAAGUUCUUCAACGAGGCAGCGGAAAGUUUAAAAACAGCAAAUCCAAAAACAAAAAGUCAAGCUUCUUUAAAAAUAUAUAAUAUAUAUAUUAACUUAUUUUCAAAUGUGAAUUGUAGAGCUUUAAAGCAAUAUCUCAGCAACUAUUUUACGAGUAUGUUCACCAGACAAAGUGCAAUAAUAAUAAUACUAAUCACUUUUUGUUUGUAAACAAGUAGCCUCUUUAAGGUUUUCACUGUUUCACUGGAAGAUACUUUAUUAUUAUUGACAGUGCUGUCAUGGCAGCUACAAGAGCAAAGCAUUUACCUCCUUUGGUUUUUAGUCUUUAACCCUGUUUGUACCCACUUCCUGUGGAAAAACACAGACACACAUCACUAUGCCUUUGACACCUCUCUCUCUUUCUCUCU
Molecule: messenger RNA, 1382 nt
Organism: Centropristis striata (black sea bass)
Lineage: Eukaryota; Metazoa; Chordata; Actinopteri; Perciformes; Serranidae
Gene: emb
Product: embigin
Exons: 9
Coding region: 80-1009 (309 amino acids)
Biological process (GO): cell-cell adhesion
Cellular component (GO): cell-cell junction
Molecular function (GO): cell adhesion molecule binding
Source: RefSeq, a predicted model, not a curated record